AGCAAAACAUCAACACCAGCCAUAGCUUUGAUUCGCCCCCGCCUUCACGAUCGCUCCAUCUUGAUUGUCAGCUGCGGCUUCAUUUCUUAUUUCUCCUCGCAGACCAGACUGCGGCCGCCAGCGCAACCACAAAAAAGCAGUCAACUCCCAGCUCUGCCAUAUCCAAAGGCAAGACGGGCAUCCACCCUGGACACAAAAGAGAUUGAUCCCCGAGAACCCCCCCAAGUGGUACGAACACCCCACUUAGCUGGUGGCACGUUCCUUGAUUAGCUUUUCUCUAUCUCCCCAACUGGGGCAUCAUCUCCUGUCUUGCGUACUUGAGUAGGUUGACUACCGCGGGCUAUCAAUUUUUUUAUUGACUUCACUUGUUGUUGUUUACCAUCAACAACUCCCUCUCUGAUCCAUCCUUUCGUACGUCUCUGCGCUUUGCUUCUUUUGAUAGCUACUAGCUACUACGUACAAGCAUUCUCUGAAGUAUUUUCGAGCACUAAUCAAUCUGUACAAUUCCCAUCAAUAUGACUGACGUCAUUGCGAAGCCUGUUGAGGCCGUCGACUCACCAAAGGACUUGAAGGUGGAAGCAGAAACUCCGGAAGUAAAGGCAGCUGAGGUGAAGGAGGUUCCCAAAGAGGAUAUCACCGAAUCCAAAGCCGUUGAGGAACAGAAGCCUACCCCAGAAUCACCCAAGGAGUCUCCCUCAAAGAAGAACAAGAAGAAGAAGGCAGCCAAGGCCCCUGAACCUGAAGUUUCCCUAGCAGUUGAAACUCCAAAGGAGGAAGCACCAAAAGCUUCACCAGUAAGACUUUCUUAAUGACCCCACAUGAAAUCAAGAAUGGUGAAAUUUUUCAUAAGAAAAAAUGUGACUGAUUUUUAAUAGGCUGAGGUUGAGAAGAAGGAGGCAGCACCAAACACCGAAGAACCAGCUGUUGCAGCACCUGAGCCAGUAUCAAAGGAUUCGCCAAAGGUCGAGGAGCUAGUAGUCGAGUCUAGCGAUCCUGUCAAGAAAGAGGACGAGCCCGUUCCUGCGAGUAGUCCAACAAAACCCUCGCCUGUAAAGAUCGAUGAGGAUGGGACUAUCACAAUUGGCAGCACAGAAAAGGCUACGACACAAGAGGAAAAGGUCCCAGGAUCCAAAGAGGAAGCUACCAAGGAGGAGACUGCUCCCGAGCCUGAAGUCAAAUCUGGUGUUGAAGUAGCUGAGAAAUUGGAGAAGGAAAUCGAGAAGGUAAUUGAGCAGGUUUCAGUGCCUGAUGAGCCUGUUCAAAAGCCGGAUGCCCUUUCCGUUGCUCAUCAGGAGAGUUUGACACAAAUCCACCAAAGUAAGUCUCCGUCGUUCUUGUUAAAAUCCCAAUAUGUUUGGGCAAUUGCACCCGAGCAUUCCAAAAUCAUCUGAAGAGGGGGUUUUACAUUUUCAUUAUUCCCUCAAUCAUACCCCCUCGAGGAAACAAUUGUACUUUCAUAAACAUGAAAGCUAAUUAGCUAACCUUCAAUUCUUGCAGAACUCGAUAGCUUGAUUGCUUCAGAUGCUACCGCCAAGGCCGCCGUCGUCGAACCAACCCCGGAUGUAGUGACUCCAGAUUUAGUAGAAAAGAUCCACCUUAGUGAGUGCAAUACGUCCCAAUAAAUGGCCAAUACUUACAUUGAACAGAAAUUGAUGCCCUUGUCCUUUCACACUCCGAGUCCGCGAAGUUAGCUGCUCUGCAAGCCGAGAAGGCCAUUGAGAAGAUCACACAAAUUAAUCUUGCGGAUCUCCAUGCCAGUAUGUAUUCUACUCCAACAAAUUAUCAUAGAACUAUUACUUACUCUAUGGAUAAUAGAACUCGAUAAGAUGCAGGAGACUCUCGCAAUCAAGCCAAAGUCCGAUGAGGGAUUUGUCCAUGUUCACCAGAGUAUGUACACCCACAAUCAUGAAAACGGGAUUUGACUAAUACCACUUGCAGAGAUAGAUACAAUUCACGAAGCUAUCCUCGCCAGCGCCAAACCUGCUCCAGUGAAGGUGGCACCUGAGCCAGUUGCUGAGAAGGUUGACGUUGCCAGCGCAGCAAAGCUCGAGGAGCUCCACCAAAGUAUGCCCCCCUCGAAUCUAUCUCCAAAAGAUGCCCCGUUAACAAGCUACAGAAUUCGAGACAAUGCAAGCAGCAAUCGACAAGCUCACCGAGGCUCUCGCUCAAAAACUCGCGGCUGAAAGCACACCUGCACCUUCGGUCGCACCAGUUGUUGAGGCAAAGGAGCCAGUCGUUCCCGCAAUCACUGAGCCCGUUGCAAAGGACACCCCCGCGGUCGAGACAGCCAAAGCUGACGAUGCCAUCACCCCUCAAUCCAGCAAGGUCUCCGAAGACUCAAAGCUCGUAAAGGAGGCCUCAGCCGAUAGCAAGAAGACAUCAUCAUCCGAUGGAUCAACAUCCAAGAAACAUGCCAAGCGAAGUAGCUUCUUUGGUGGAUUCUUUGGCUCCUCUUAAGCGAAGGUGUUAGUGCCAGGAUAAGUAUGUGGAGAUGCGAAGUAGAUAGAUGAAUGGCCUGUGGAUGAUGGUUCGUUGGCUAGGUUUGUUAUUUUUUUUAAGCAGUAUACCCAUGAUUGCUAGGUAGUGUGAAGAGUGGUGGUUGGAUGGUGGUUG
This is a messenger RNA of Hymenoscyphus albidus, 2613 nucleotides long. Lineage: Eukaryota; Fungi; Ascomycota; Leotiomycetes; Helotiales; Helotiaceae. The record is from the annotation of a GenBank genome assembly.